Otolemur garnettii (small-eared galago) is the source of this 1933-nucleotide messenger RNA. RefSeq names its product C-type lectin domain containing 17A (gene CLEC17A). Bases 50 to 1096 code for a protein of 348 amino acids. The transcript has 13 exons. Gene Ontology annotation, molecular function: signaling receptor activity. Lineage: Eukaryota; Metazoa; Chordata; Mammalia; Primates; Galagidae. The record is from RefSeq and is a predicted model, not a curated record.
CUCACUGACACUCAUCAGGCUUCUUGUGUUCCUUUCUUCUGUGUACAGCAUGUAUACUAACUCUGCGUGCCCGGACCCUCUAGGGUACAUGGAAGAGGAUGAUGCUGAUGACUAUGAGAACACGGCCCCACCCUACAAGGACCUUCCACCCAAGCCAGGGUCCAUGGGUGAGGAUGAUGAUGAUGACUAUGAGAACACAGCCCCACCCUACAAGGACCUUCCACCCAAGCCAGGUUUGAUUGCUCCGCCACGGCCCCCAAGGGCAGAAAAGAAAUCAGAGAACCCUCCACUUCCUUGCAAGCCCCCAAAGAAAAUAGGCCUGGACCUCACCCCUGUCCCCUGUGUACCUCCUCAACUGGGCAUUGAUCUGGAGCCUCCUCCAUUUCAGCCAUCCCUAGCUGCAACUCCAGUGCCUUGGCUCAGUCAGAAGUCUGGAAGUCCUGGGUGCUGCCAGGAGGAGAGACUAAUGGUGUACCUGUGUGUGCUGGUGGUGGUAUCACUGCUCCUGGGCUGCAUCAGUCUGACUGUGACACUGAUUAAGUACCAGGAGGUGAUGGAAGAACUGAGGAUGUUAACCUUUCAACAGAUGGUGUGGCAAGCAAAUGUGACUGGCAUGGCAGGACUAGCUGGUCUGAAGAAGGACAUUGAUCGUGUCAGAGCAGGCACCAACCAGUCCCUGGUGGAACUUCGGGGCUUAUUAGAAUGUACCAGAGUCACCUGUCCUGAAGGCUGGGUCCCUUUCGAAGGCAAGUGUUACUACUUCUCCCCAAGCACCAAGUCAUGGGAUGAAGCCCGGAAGUUCUGCCAGGAGAAUUACUCUCACUUGGUCAUUAUCAGUAACUUUGCUGAGCAGAAUUUUGUGGCCAAGGCUCACCGCUCCCCACGGGUCUACUGGCUGGGACUGCAUGACAAGCACAAAGAAGGGGACUGGAGGUGGCUGGAUGGGUCACCUGUUACAUUAAGCUUCUGGGACCCAGAGGAACCCAACAACAUGAAUGAAGAGGACUGUGCCAGCAUGAAUAAAGGUGGCAGCUGGAAUGAUCUCUCUUGUGACAAAACUACAUAUUGGAUUUGUGAGAGGAAAUGUUCCUGUUGAAUCUUAAAGAUGAGAAUCUUCUGCUCUUUCAUAAAAAGUCUUGCCUCUUCAUGGACUGACAUGGGAUGUGCCCUAAACAUGUCAUGAUCAGCACCCUGGGUGUAGUAAGGUCCCAGAGACACAUGUCAAGUCAUUACCAAGGUGAAGACCUGGAUUCACCCAAAUAGAUGGUGAGCUGGAAGGAUGUCCAGGGCUUGGUCUCCUCAUUCUGGGGUCUAAAGGACAUUCACCAUGUUUCUGAUCAUGGUUCUUGGGAAAUGAUGCUGGCUCUGGGGGCUCUGGGUCUGACAUUGAAACAGAUGAAAUAUUCAGACUCUGCAGAACCAGAAUGAACUGAGACUGGGCUCCCUUAUUGACUAUAUGAUAUGGACCAACUUCUGGGAAGUGGAUAAGGCAACAGUGUUUUUGAUAAGCAAUUUUCCUGAUGUCUUAGAUGAGGUUUUCCCAAGCCAGGUGCCAAUACCUGGCCCAUGGAACUUCUAGAAAGGUAUAACAGCUAAAUAGCAAGACCUCAACACAGGUCAGAUGCACAGGGCAGUGAUGGAGAUAUCUGCCUAUGUGUACCUGGACUGACUGUGUGUUGUGAAGAUCUUUGAUGACAUAAUUCAGUUUAUUUCUGUGUGGACUUUCUUGGGGUAUUAGCUCUUGGCAAUGUUAGUGCUUCUCAAAAUGCCCCUUUGUUAGGUGGUCCUUGACCACUAUGUAUUAACUUGCUAGGGUUGCCACAACAAAGUACUGGGUGGCUUAAAUGACACAAAUUUAUUUUUUUCUCAGUUCUGGAGGCUGGAUGUCUAAGAUCAGGAUGUGGAUGAAGUUGGUUUCUUUGAGGCUCCUUUC